Molecule: messenger RNA, 1071 nt
Organism: Orbilia oligospora ATCC 24927
Lineage: Eukaryota; Fungi; Ascomycota; Orbiliomycetes; Orbiliales; Orbiliaceae
Exons: 3
Coding region: 1-1071 (356 amino acids)
Source: RefSeq, a predicted model, not a curated record
AUGGAGCUACAGUGGAAACCCCCUGUAUCGACUGUAACACGGCCAAAGAGAAGGGCAGCCGCAAACAUAUACGAAACCGAUAUCGAAAAACACAAAGAAAUCAUACUCGACCUUGCUAGCCAAGGCACAUACCAAUCCACCAUUGAAACUUUGAGGAACGACCAUAGCUUUGAAAUAAGUAUUGACCAGCUGAAAAAAUUCCUAAAACUAUGGGGUUUUCAAAAGAAACCACGACGGAACCCACCGACACCGACAGGAUAUCCAACAGAUUUGAUAGCUACGCCAACACCAAAUAUAAACAGACAAACCUCCAAAAUUUUGGAGCCCGGAAACCCCUUCCCGAUGGUAUCUUCGACAAAGUCGGGCGUUUCGGGCCUGUUUUCCUUGUUCGCUGUUGCCUCACUCCCCAACAUUAUGACUUAUUCGGCUCAUGAAAGGCAAAGUACUGAAUCAUGGGUUGUUCAAUACCAGCCGGGUGCACCACCUCAAUCGAACGCUAAAGAAUUCACAAAUGAGCCACCAAAACUCCUAGAUGAUGAUAUCGACGCUCUUAUUAGCAAUAUUGAGAGGCUUGAACUAAAUAACCUCGAAGUUUUCGCAGAGAGAAACAUACGAGAAAUUCUACCGCGCUUAGCCCAGUCAAUUGAGGUUGAGCCGGAACUAGAGACCUAUGAAGGGGCGUCCGAAGAUUUCCGAAAGCUACUAAAAUGCUUAAGAGGUAUUUCUACGACGGGUGUCGAUACAGGAGGACUAAGUCUCAUAAAAUCAUCCUCCACUCGCGACCUUGAACAGGGCAUUACAUCAAUUACCCGGACAAAUAAACUGACAAAACUUCUGCUUCAUUCACAAACUAAAAAAAUCAAAGGACACACGGCGAUGGUGAAUAUUAAAAAGAUGCAGUUUAGAAGCCCGGGCGACGAGACCUUUGAGAUGACAGAUACAAACAUAAUACUACGACCGAAGCGAGACCAAUCGCAUUCUAGGCUCGGCGAUAGCAGAGUUUUAAAUAUACUGUGUCGAUCAAGAGAGCAAUAUACACUAGGCCUAUUGGUGUCCUUAAGAUCAUACUAG